AUGGCAAACAAAACACAGGAUGCUAGCCGCGAGCAUCUUCUGAUUACAGGUGUUACUGGUUAUAUCGGAUUCAAGACUUUAACAAUUGCUCUCGAAAGAGGGUAUCGGGUUCGGGCAGUUGUCCGGAGCGAAAGCAAUAUCGAUGACUUGAAAAGUAAAAGCAUCGUAAUUGCACAAAGCCUUGACAAAAGGAAACUCGACUUCGCUGUCAUCCCGGAUUUCCUCGAGAAAGAUGCAUUUUUCCAGUGUCUUGAUGGAAUCAGUGUUAUCAUUCAUCUAGCGUCACCUUUGGCAAUUGAGACCGAUGACUAUGAUGCGGGUAUUGUGAAGCCAGCUAUAGCUAUGGUGACGACAGUCCUGGAAGCAGCUACUCGCGUAGCAGCAAUCCGUAGAGUGGUAUUGACUUCUUCAUGUGUGACGUUAAUUCCAUUUGAAUGGAACAUGAAUCCAGACAGCGAGAGACUAUAUACAGGUCGGUAUACCAUUCCACGAAACAAAUUUGCUGCAGAAACUCACGCCGCAUGCAUAAAAUUAGUGUCUGAUACAAAUACCAGCCUCACUGGUCCCUUUUCAAGUGCCAUGGAAGCCUACUGGGCAUCCAAAGCUCUAGCUCGAGUAGAGACCAAGAAAUUCGUCCGCGAUAUGCGUCCAACCUUUGACUUUGUGAACCUGUUACCGUCCGUGGUAAUUGGCCCAGAUGAUCGUCUUAAUGCGGAUCCAACUGCGACUGGAGACAGCCUCCUUCAGGGCACCCGAGCAGCCGUGCUUGCACCCGCGCUAAAUUCCUCACUCAACUCUCCAUUCCCUUACGUUGGUACUCCAGUACAUGUUGCCGAUGUUGCGCGGGCACAUGUCGACGCGAUAGAUUGUGGGGUGGUUCCUGGAAACUCGGAGUACAUUUUGUCCUCGGAUACUCCAGAUGGAGUAGUUUGGGAUAGAGAUGUGAAGGAGAUUUGCAGGAAGAUCUUCCCCGAAGAGGUUGUCAGUUCUCACUUGCCCUCAAUCUUCAUCUUCGUGCUUCAUUUCUCCGAAAAUAAGUCAACCUGCACUAUGCAGUUCCCGUAUCAAACCAUUACUUCUUUCAUGGCCUUCGUGCUCUUCACCUCUGUUACUGCUGCCCCAGCCUCCGAAAUUGCUGCUGGCGCUGUGGCAUGGGCCGAUCCUCAAGACUGCCACCGAUUCUACGAAUGCCCCGUUGGUGGGAAGCCCGUUUUGAAGACCUGUGGCCCCGGAACCGCCUUUCAGUCGAAGACUAGCGUCUGCGACUACGAGCACCUGGUGGCUAGCUGCUGGCAUCACUGGAAGUAG
Messenger RNA from Penicillium arizonense, 1308 nucleotides. RefSeq lists its product as uncharacterized. NCBI's taxonomy places the organism in Eukaryota, Fungi, Ascomycota, Eurotiomycetes, Eurotiales, Aspergillaceae. Gene Ontology annotation, molecular function: oxidoreductase activity, acting on the CH-OH group of donors, NAD or NADP as acceptor; chitin binding. Gene Ontology annotation, cellular component: extracellular region. The transcript is spliced from 6 exons. Bases 1 to 1308 code for a protein of 435 amino acids. The record is from RefSeq and is a predicted model, not a curated record.